UACAUCGGAGGCACAGCUCUUGCGUGCCUGGCGACAACACACCCCGACUACGAGUUUAUCUUGCUUGUCCGAAGCGAGGAGAAGGGGAAGCCAAUCAAGGCCAAGUAUCCCGACGUCAAGCUGGUCUACGGUGGCCUUACCGACUCCGCCUUGGUAGAACAAGCAGCCGCUGAGGCUGAUAUUGUCGUCCACACCGCGGAUUCGUCUGAUAACGUGCCCGGAGCCCAGGCGAUUGCGAAGGGACUUGCUCGCGGACACUCUGCCGAGAAGCCGGGAUACUGGAUCCAUGUCUCGGGAACAUCCAUCCUGACAUGGUUUGAUAGACAGGAAGGGAGGUUCGGCGAAGGUCCCGUGCCGGCUCAGGAAUACCACGACGUGGAUGAUAUCGACCGCAUCGUCACCCUACCCGACGAAGCUCAUCAUCGCAACGUCGACAAGAUCGUCCAAUCGGCCAUCUCAGACGCCGUCAAGGUCGCCAUCCUGUGCCCGCCAACCAUCUACGGCAAGGGCUUAGGCCCGGUCAACACUCGAAGCGUCCAGAUCCCCGACAUGGCCCGCAUCGCGCUCCAGAAGGGGUUCGUGCCUGUCGUCGGCGCGGGCAAGACGGAAUGGGACCACGUCCACAUCAUCGACCUGGGCGACCUGUUCAACCGGCUCGUGGACGCGACGCAGGAUCCGUUGCUGGCAACUAACCCGGAGGUGUUUGGGCUCCACGGCUACUUCUUCGCCGAGGCCGGAUCGCAUCGAUGGGCCGACGUGGCGGGGUGGAUCGCCGAGGAGGCUAAGAGGCAAGGGUUCGUGCGCGAGGCGCGGACCGAGUCGUUGACGCAGAGGGAGGUCGAGCUGCUGGAGGGGGGCUCGACGGCUUCUUACGGGCAGAACUCGAAGAGCGUCGCGCAGCGGGCGCGGAGGUAUCUGGGCUGGCGGCCGAGGGGGCGGGCGUUGAGGGAUGAGGUUGAGCGUGCUGUGUCUGAGGAGGCUGCGGCUUUGGGGUUGGUGUCCAAGGCG
This is a messenger RNA of Clonostachys rhizophaga, 1008 nucleotides long. The record is from the annotation of a GenBank genome assembly. NCBI's taxonomy places the organism in Eukaryota, Fungi, Ascomycota, Sordariomycetes, Hypocreales, Bionectriaceae.